AUGUUACAGGAAUGUGGAAUAUCCACGAAGUUGUUCCAUUUAGAAAAAUAUUGGAAGCAAGUUGCUCAAAUGGCACCAACUGUUGAUCCCUCGCGACCAAAAAAAUAUAUUUUGCCUAUGUUUCCGUAUCCGUCUGGAAAAUUACAUAUCGGUCAUAUGCGAGUCUAUACUAUAUCUGAUGUACUAGCACGUUAUUAUAGACUGAAUGGCUAUAAUGUAAUCCAUCCCAUUGGCUGGGACGCAUUCGGCUUGCCGGCUGAGAAUGCUGCUAGAGAAAAAGGUGUUGAUCCAGCUGCUUGGACUGCUAGUAAUAUCGAUGUGAUGCGAGAGCAGCUGCUAAAUACGGGUAUUAUAUUUGAUUGGAACAGAGAAAUCUCAACAUGUACACCUGAUUAUUAUCGUUGGACACAGUGGAUUUUCUGUCGUCUUUUCGAACAUGGCUUGAUUCGUCGAGCCUUAUCAGAGGUUCAUUGGGAUCCUGUCGAUGGUACAGUUCUUGCUGCUGAACAAGUUGAUGCAGAGGGACGUUCAUGGCGUUCGGGUGCUUUCACUGAGAAGCGUAAAAUUAAACAUUGGAUGGUCGAAACUCCAAAAUAUGCAAAACGUAUGUUCGAUGGACUAGGCAAAUUGGCACAGUGGAAGGAAGUGGCACUUAUACAAGCUAAUUGGAUUGGGAAAUGCGAUGUUUGGCGAUUUUUAUUACCUCUUAAAGGAGAAGAUGGUGUUAUUUUGGAUGAAAAACUUGAUCUUCGAAUUCGAAAACCUAGUCAUCUUGCAAAAGCUACUGUGAUCUUCAUUCGAACCGGCCAUCCUCUUUUAAGCUUACGUGAUGGAAAAGAAGAAAUCGGUAUUCUGAAAGCCACGGCUUUGAAUAUCGUUACAGGAAAAGAUAUGCCUAUCAUUUAUUUAAACGAAUCUGUAUCAAAAAAUGACUCUGAUUUUAUCCUAAAUGCAAGACUUUUGUGUGGCGAGAAGCAUUUUGAUAAAAAAAUCUUGCAAAGUUUUGGAUUUUCAACUGAACCAAUUGAAAGUUCUCUUUCUGACAACGAUGUAGUUGAAAUUGCUGUAUUUGGAAAUUAUGGUGGUUAUGAAACAAGUGAAAGAUUGCUUGACUGGGUUGUUUCUAGACAAAGGAAAUGGGGCACUCCUAUACCAGUGUUACUCAGUGGUAAUGAUCAGUGCGCUGUUGCAGUUUCUGAUGAUGAGCUACCUGUUAUUGCAUCUCAUUGUAAAUAUGGUGAAAAGGUUUGUUGUUCAAGAUUACCUGAAGGAUUUGGGUACUGGGAAAAAGAUACUUUGGAUACAUUUUUCGACUCAAGCUGGUACUAUCUAAGAUUUCUUGACCCUAUAAAUGGUGAAGGAUUAAUUUCAAAGGACAAAUUGGUAGAUAUGCCAGUUGAUGUUUAUGUCGGUGGAAUUGAACACGCUGCGUUACAUUUGUUUUUCGCGCGGUUCAUAUCAUAUUUUCUUCAUGAUAUUGGUGUUUUGUCUGUUCCUGAACCUUUCGACCGGUUAUUACCGCAAGGAAUCGUUUGUGGUCGAACAUUUAGAAGGAGUGACAAUGGAAAGUAUCUUAAAGAAAAUGAUGUCGUACAAACAGGCAAUGGUUAUAUCGCAAGAAAAGAUGGCAGUGCAGUAAUUACUCACUUUGAAAAAAUGUCAAAGUCGAAACAUAAUGGUAUUGAUCCUUUUUCUGUUAUCAAAUUAAAAGGAAUUGAUUUAACACGUUUACAGCUGCUAAAUGAAGCUGCACCAAGGGAACCCAUUAAUUGGGGUGAUGCAGAACUGAAAGGCUUAUUCAAAUUCUUGGAACGAACUUCGGAUAUUGUUAGUUGCUAUGUACAGAAACGUAGUUCUGUGGCUUUCACAACUUCUAAAUGGUACGAUACCAAGCAAGAAGAAGAAUACCGUGCUACGUAUAAUUUUUAUGUCCGAAAUGUUUCUAUGGUUAUAGAAGUUUUGCAUUUACUUAAUACUGCGGUGGACUAUUUACAAGCUCUUUCUAAGAUUUUAAAGCGAAGCUCUACUGAAGCGUAUUGUUACAGCAAGCAGUUUGAAAGAUGUGUUCAUGCCUUAGUAAUUAUGAUGCAGUUAUUCACUCCUCAUGUAGCAGCUGAAUACUGGGCUGCUUUGCGGUCUGUUCCAUCAUUGAAUGGUGAUGUAAUACUGGAUAGAGAAAUCAAUGAACAGCCGUGGCCCCAAAUCGAUGUGGAUGCUAACAUCGAUUUCAUGAUCAAUAUUGGCAAAUUAAGUUGUGGUCGAAUAGAAGUUCCACGCUUAAUAAUUGAACAUCUGCCCGCUGAGAAAGCAUUAGAGUAUGCAGUUAAUGAUGCACAUUGUAUAUUUUUUAAAAAAUUGGCAGCAUUAGGAUUCAAUCCAGUAUUCUGCAAACGCUUGGCUCGAGAGGGGUUUUACGUACUCCUUGAAAUACAAUUGAAUAAAGUACUUCCUGAAGAGACGCUGAAACAAAUUCUGAAGGAAACAAGGAAAGAACGAUUAAGAGCGAAAAAAGGCAAAAUAAGUAAACGUGCGGAAAUAGUAUAG
Thelazia callipaeda (thelaziosis nematode) is the source of this 2544-nucleotide messenger RNA. The record is from the annotation of a GenBank genome assembly. NCBI's taxonomy places the organism in Eukaryota, Metazoa, Nematoda, Chromadorea, Rhabditida, Thelaziidae.